Vanessa atalanta (red admiral) is the source of this 1703-nucleotide messenger RNA. Its product is annotated as arrestin homolog. The record is from RefSeq and is a predicted model, not a curated record. Gene Ontology annotation, molecular function: G protein-coupled receptor binding. Lineage: Eukaryota; Metazoa; Arthropoda; Insecta; Lepidoptera; Nymphalidae. Bases 17 to 1561 code for a protein of 514 amino acids. Gene Ontology annotation, biological process: G protein-coupled receptor internalization; signal transduction. Gene Ontology annotation, cellular component: cytoplasm. The transcript is spliced from 10 exons.
UCAUCGGAAUCCCGAAAUGACAUCGGACAGCGCGCUGAACUCUCAGCGCGUUUUCAAGAAAUCAUCGCCGAACAACAAAUUGACACUGUACCUGGACUCGAGAGACUUGGUGGUAGAGAAUGGCAGCAUUGAUAAGAUCCAGGGCGUCCUGCACGUGGAUUCAGAAUGCUUGGAAAAUAAGAAAUUAUUCGGACAAGUCACAUUAACUUUUAGAUACGGUCGCGAAGAUGAAGAAGUGAUGGGCCUCAAGUUCUGUAACGAGGCAAUCAUGAGCCUCGCGCAGAUAUGGCCGCUGCAUUGCAACCUUGAGAGGGAACCGAACACAGCGUUGCAGGAUGCACUUAUCAAGAGGCUGGGGACAAAUGCGUUUCCGUUCCACUUAGAGUUGACUCCACUGGCGCCGCCGAGCGUCCAGCUCGUGCCGGCGAAACAAUAUCACGGAGCGCCUAUUGGAACAUCGUACGACGUACGAGCGUAUAUUGCGGAACGAGCUGAUGAGAAAGUAUCAAGACGCAACACAGUUCGUAUGGGUAUACGAGUACUUCAAGGUCCUGGCAAGUCAUCUGCUAUACCGCCAGUGUUACCGCCGUCACCACACCGCACGCUCAGUACGCUGGCACAUCACAACGUGCUUAGGCUGAAAAAUAAAGCUAAAUUGGACACGGAUGAAAAAUGUCGAGCGAAAAACGAGGAAAUUGAGAACGUUGAACCCGCGCCACCCCGAGCGACCGUCGAGAAGCCGUUUCUGUUGUCUGAUGGAAGAGUGGAGUUGGAGGCCUGGCUAGACAAAGCGACGUAUUCACACGGCGAGUCCAUAGCUGUAAGCGUGGUCAUAUCGAAUCAUUCAUCCAAAACCGUUAGAAGAAUAAAGGCACUAGUGGUCCAGCAUGUCGACGUGUGUAUGUUUUCCAACGGGAAAUUCAAGAACGUGGUUGCAUUAGUACGUGGGACCGGAACGCCUGUCCUACCCGGACAAACAUUCACCGACACGUAUACCCUUAUUCCACACAAAGGGGUGACCAAAAAUUGGAUAGCAUUGGAAGAUUCAUACUCGAAAUCGGGUGCAAGUUUGGCUUCAACGGUUCUGUGCAACUCUGAUUCGCCUGAAGAUCGCAACGUUUUCGCUAUAUACGUUUCUUAUUAUGUCAAAGUAAAACUCACCCUCAGUGCUAUGGGCGGUGAAGUUUCAGUGAAAUUGCCUUUCACGCUCACACAUUCCUGCAUAAACGAAGCACCAACAGACAGUGUUACAGAAGAAGCAACUCAUAAAAUGAUUCUUGAAGGAAAAGAAAAUAGCGAAGAAGAAGAUAGUAAAGCCGAAACGGAAAAAGAUAAGCAGAACAACAACGGUGUCAAUGAAAACCAAGCAACGACAUUCGGUGACGAGGCUGAGGUGAAGUCUCCAGAAGACCACAGAUGUGUUGCCGAUGUCCUGGUUAAUAUAGAGAACAAAAUGUGUGAAAGGCCAAAGAAAUUCGAAGGGCAAACUGAGGUUCGAACUGCGAAACCGAACCAAGAAGAAUUAGAUCUGAUAGUAAAGUACCCAGGUUCCGAUACGUGAUCCGACGAGGAAAUUGCUGUAAAAGGAAAGGGAGGCGAUAAGACUGAAAAGUCAAAUGAUGUGAACAACACCAAAAACUGUAAAACGGAGGUCCAAAAUCAAAAAAUUGGUUUCACUGAGAAUUUGAAACGAGCUGUUUGCU